Molecule: messenger RNA, 3245 nt
Organism: Anguilla anguilla (European eel)
Lineage: Eukaryota; Metazoa; Chordata; Actinopteri; Anguilliformes; Anguillidae
Gene: fbxo22
Product: F-box protein 22
Exons: 8
Coding region: 56-1237 (393 amino acids)
Biological process (GO): regulation of skeletal muscle fiber development; positive regulation of proteasomal ubiquitin-dependent protein catabolic process; protein polyubiquitination
Molecular function (GO): protein binding
Source: RefSeq, a predicted model, not a curated record
UCAAAGGUUAAAAGUUUUUAAUAGCCACCAUUGGGUGUCCUUUUUUUAAGAAAACAUGGAUGGAAAUGAUGAAAAUCCAUGCACAGCUGCUGCAAGCCAGGCUGGUUACGUUCUAAGUAAUGUGGCUGAAGUGGUGGAGAGAAUUUUGACGUUUGUUCCAACCAAGUCAUUGCUUCGCACAGCUUGCGUUUGCAGGCUGUGGAGGAACUGCGCCCGGCGUGUGUUGAGGACGCAGCAGCGGGUUGCCUGGGUUUCGGCCACGGGGUGCGGCAGCGACAAAGGCCAUGUCUUGCACAGGAAGUUGGCGGAGGAGCUCGAGAACAUGUACUUGCUGCCUCAGACAGUUUUGUUAAUGGCGGACUGCGAGACCAUUAACGGACAGGACUGUUGCUACAGGCAAAAAAAAGGUGGGAAUCAUGAGGCCACAGUGAGGAAGACGGACAGCUCGGAACUGGCGUUGGAGCUGAAUGCACUGUUCCCCAGGGACUGUGAGAUUCUGGGUAUCGCAACAUCAGGAGUUGUGUUGACCCCCAACGCACCGUGCCCCAGCGCCCCCCAGGAGCACCAGGACGGGGAGGCCGGCUUCGCACUCAUGUUCCCCAGCAUGGACGGCGUCACCGUGCGUCCCUUCCACUUCUGCAAGCGGAGCCUCUCCCAGGCCGCGCUCGAGGAAGCAGGGCUUGUGGGUAACCCGGACCUGCGCGUGGUCCUCCUCUUCGAGUACGAGGUCUUCAGGUCCAGAUCGGCGCGCUUCCUCAACAAGGUCCUGGAGCCGCUGGCGCAGAGCAACGCCCUCAUCGCGGGGGGGCACGUGGAGAGCGUCUUCACCCACUCCCGGGAGUGCUGCGGGCGGGGCUCGUACGGCAUGGCGGGGCUGGCGCUGAGCGGGGCGCGGGUCCAGGGGGCGUCGGUGCUGCUGGAGCAGGACGUGGUGAGCGAGAAGUCGGCCGAGGCGGCCGUCCAGCGGCUGAAGGCGGCCAACCUGCCCGAGCGGAACACGCUGGGCCUCAUGUUCGCCUGCCUGGGCCGCGGCCACAACUACUACGGCGGCAAGCGCAACGUGGAGGCCGACGCCUUCCGCAAGGUCUUCCCCAACACGCCGCUCUUCGGCUUCUUCGGCAACGGCGAGAUCGGCUGCGACCGCAUCGUCACCGGCAGCUACACCCUGACCGACACGGACACCGACAGCCUGCAGCACACCUACACCACCGUCAUGGUCCUGGUGCACCUGGGGUGACCCCGCCCCACCCUGCGGCUGAGCGCAGCGGAGGCUCCCGGGUCGCUCCGGAGGGGGACCGUUUCUCUGCGGUCAGCGUGCGGUUCAGCUGCAUCGCCGCGACCCAGACUCCUUUUCUUUCUCGUCUGUGAGAUCGCAUAUUGAAGUAAUCUCUCAGCCCCUGAGGUUGUGAUCUUUGGUGCGUUUUGAUUCGCUUUCACAAAGUCAAUGCAAAACUGUCGCCCCAACAUUCUGCCCUCCUCAAAUUACUGUAAAUUGCCCCGAAAUCAAGACAGGGGAGGGUGGCGUUAGAUUUUUGAGCAAAAAAUGAAAAAGUUGCUCUUGACUAACAUUAAAUCAUAGUUCUUUCAUGGCUGUAUUAUUGCUGUAACACCGUUUUGAAAGUGGGCAUAAAGGACCAACUGAAGAAAGAACAACCUGUUCUGACUGCGAAUAUACCAGUGUUACUGUGCCAGCUGGGGCAUUGUACGCUUUUUUAUGAGAGACAUUUACAGCUGUUGUGCUAUUGGAAAACCAAUUGCCACAUCGCUGUUUCCCAAGGAAUGCGUCAGUCUUCUUACCAUUUUAGUUUGAACAUGCAGCAUUCAAUUCAGUUUCCACUUAGGGUUUGAAGAUAAAUUCCUCCCAAUUCGGUACACGGAUACACACACACACACUCAAACACACACUCGCACGUAAGUUUGAUUUCUUGGAACCAUACUGAUUUGUACGAUUAAAGCAUUGCAUAGUAAUUGGUGUUUUACGUACACAACACACCUUACAGUUGCUGCUUGCUAAUGUAAGAUCAUCAUGAGAUCAGCAUAAAUUUUUCUCCUUUGUUUUGGUUCAUCUGUAUGCUUCUUUCUGGUCGCUGAUAUUAGUUCAUUUGUUGAUUGGGUUCUCCAAUAUGUAACACCAUUAAAUCCAUUUAGACUUCUUAUUUGUACAAUGAGUUCUUCGGUUGACAUUUUCCAUUUAAGGCCACAAAGUACUGUGGUAAUUACCUGUCAAGGUAGUUAAAUGUAUCACGGUUACAAUAUAGCUAUAAAUAAUAGCUAGCUUUGGGCAUCUGGUUUAUUUAUUCACCUGGAUUUAACUAUGUGUAAUUUUAAAGACUAAAAGAACGUGUUUAUUUAAUUUGGCCUAAAUGUUUUAUUCAACAAACAUCCUGAUCAAAAGUGCAUUUCCCAUUGGUGUGCUUGCACAAGCAGUCUGAUUCAGUGAGUUAAUUUCCCAAUAAACGGACUCUUUCUCAGAGAGUUUUACCUGGGCCAGACACGAUGGCUGGUCUGUGGAUUUGGAUAUUGUGCCUUGACAGUUUGUGUCUAUAUGUUCCUGCUUUAAUUCAGUGCAAGCUCUAACUCUUUCUGUAGUUGAUCUGAUCCUUGAGUUAUUUCAGUGGGCAGCUACCGGCUGACCAUGUGACCUAGUUGAACUGAUUUAUGGGUAAUGACUAACAUGUAAUCAGUAACAUGCUGUUGCUCAGUGACAGUGGCUUUUGUGCAGUGGAGUUUGCGGUGUACGACCAGCCCGUGGGAUUCUUCAGUCUAACCGCAGUGCGCUUUGGCCUUAUUAAUGAGUAACAAAUAUAAAUCAGAAAUUUAAAAUCUCUGUUGAUUUGCUUCUGUUGUUUCUAUUCCUUUUCCAUAUUUUUGGCCAUUUCUGCAGGAAUCAUACUUGUGAUGUCGCUUAAGUAGUGGAAAGCGUGCUGAAAGGAUGUGACGCGUUGCGGUUAGAUUGAAUAAGCCUUAGACGAAUGCCUUGGUCAUGUGACUUUACUCAGAAGUCUGUGGUGUUUUAAUAAUGGCAAACAAACCUCAAACCUCACUGUGGAGCAAGGAGGAGAUUUAAGAGCUGAGGUUGCAGAUCUGUGUUCCAAAUUAAAUGCAUACAAAAAAGCGCAUAUAAAUGUCAGCUAGCCACUUUCAGUGUACGUCUCAUGUUUUUACACACAACCAUUUGUAGUUCCUCUGAUACUGUCUCCUAUCACUCUGUCUGGCUUUAAUAAACAGGAAUGCUUCAUGCAGUG